Messenger RNA from Pyricularia grisea, 2652 nucleotides. RefSeq lists its product as uncharacterized. Gene Ontology annotation, biological process: xylan catabolic process. The record is from RefSeq and is a predicted model, not a curated record. Gene Ontology annotation, cellular component: extracellular region. Gene Ontology annotation, molecular function: alpha-glucuronidase activity. The coding region runs from base 1 to 2652 and encodes 883 amino acids. The transcript is spliced from 2 exons. NCBI's taxonomy places the organism in Eukaryota, Fungi, Ascomycota, Sordariomycetes, Magnaporthales, Pyriculariaceae.
AUGGCCGGGUUGAGCGACAGACCGUCCUUUCAACCGAUCUGCGCCACAGGCUACACCUGGAUGAUGCUCUAUUCACUGGUCCUUCUCGGCCUCGCAGUCAUUGUGCGGGCUGAAGAUGGCAGCGCAGCAUGGCUUCGAUAUGCGCCCCUCGACAACGCCGCGGCUGCUCGCUUCAAGGCCCCUGAGAUAAUCGUGGCACUGAACAGCACGGAGACGAGCCCAGUCUUUAGUGCGGGACAGGAACUGCAGAAAGGGUUCAAUGGCAUGCUCGGCAAGAACGUCAAUGUCGUUUCCUCGCCAGAAGACCUCGACCCCGAAGACAAGGAUUCUCGCAUCAUCGUGGUCGGGACGGCCGCCCAGUUCACCGACGAGAACACCCUCGGCAAUCUAACAUUCGCCGCCAGCGACCUUGAAGAGGAUGGCUUCUACAUGUCUACUCGUGGCCGUGUUGUCCAAAUUGUUGGUCAGAACGAGCGUGGUGCCCUGUACGGCGCUUUCGAAUACCUGGCACGCAUCGCAAGACAUGAGUUCUGCGGCAAAGACGGCAUUGACAAUCCUCACCAGCCAAUUCGAUGGGUAAAUCAGUGGGAUAACCUCGACGAUACCGGCACCCACGGGUCAGUCGAGCGCGGCUAUGCUGGUCCUUCUAUAUUCUUUGCCAAUGGCGGCGUCGUGGCCGAUAUGACACGGGCUGCCGAGUACGCUCGGCUCCUCGCUUCCAUCCGUAUCAACGCCGUGGUGGUCAACAAUGUCAACUCGAACCCGCAGAUCCUCAGCCCGAGCAACAUCGAUGGCCUUGGACGGAUAGCAGAUGCCUUUAGACCGUACGGCGUCCAGCUCGGCCUGUCGCUCAACUUCGCCUCGCCCCAGACGUAUGGAGGCCUUGACACGUUUGAUCCGCUCAACGAGCGCGUCAUCAAGUGGUGGGAGGACAAGACGGACGAGCUCUACGCGCGCAUCCCCGACAUGGCUGGUUACCUGAUCAAGGCCAACUCGGAAGGGCAGCCUGGACCGCAUUCGUACAACCGCACCCUUGCACAGGGCGCAAACCUCUUUGCGAAAGCGACCAAGCACCACGGUGGGGUUGUUAUGUUCCGAGCUUUUGUUUACGAUCAUCUUGCAGACUGGACAAAUACAAAGCUCGACCGGGCAAAGGCUGCCGUGGACUACUUUGAGGGUCUAGAUGACAAGUGGGACGACAAUGUCAUUGUGCAGAUCAAGUAUGGACCUAUCGACUUUCAAGUCCGUGAGCCGCCCAGCCCGCUCUUCGCACACCUGCCGACUACAGAUACCGUAAUAGAGCUGCAGGUUACGCAGGAAUAUCUUGGUCAGCAGAACCACCUUGUUUACCUGGCGCCACUCUGGAAGGAGAUUUUGGACUUUGACUUGCACAUCGAGGGUCAGGAGAAGAGCUUGGUCCGCGAUGUUGUGGCAGGAGAGCGACCCGGUGGCAAGAAAUUGAGGCUGAGUGGCUCGGCGGCUGUUGUCAAUGUGGGCACUGAUGCCAACUGGCUCGGAAGCCAUCUCGCCAUGUCAAACCUGUAUGCCUAUGGCGUGUUGGCCUGGGAUCCAACGGCCGAAUCGGAAGCCAUGCUCAGGGACUGGAUCAAGCUCACCUUUGGGCACGACCAGCUCGUUGCUGACACCAUUAUAAAGAUGUCCAUGGAGUCGUGGCCCGCAUACGAGGACUACAGCGGAAAUUUGGGCAUCCAGACCCUUGCUGAUAUUUUGCACACCCACUUCGGCCCCGGCCCGCAGAGUCAAGACGGCAAUGGAUGGGGCCAGUGGACUCGGGCAAACGCAACCUCGGUCGGUAUGGAUCGUACCGUCGCAACUGGAACUGGUUUCUCUGGCCAGUACCCAUCCGAGGUCGCCCAGCGCUUUGAGAAGAUCGAGACGACGCCUGACAACCUCAUCCUCUGGUUCCACCACGUGCCAUGGACGCAUGUGCUCAAGUCGGGCAAGACAGUCAUUCAGCACUUUUACGAUGCCCACUACGACGGUUCUGCCGUUGUACAGGACUUCCAUCUCCAGUGGCGUGCGCUUCAGGGCCGAAUGGACGAUGAGCGGUUCGAGCACGUGCUUUUCAGACUCACCUACCAAGCCGGUCACUCCCUCGUCUGGCGGGACAGCAUCUGCAACUUUUACAACAACAUGACCAGCAUCCCUGACGAGAAGGGCAGGGUCGGCAACCACCCGUACCGGAUCGAGGCCGAGAGCAUGGAGAUGGAGGGCUACCGUGCCUACAACGUCGACCCAUUCCACACGGCCUCGGCUCGACGCGCAGUCAUCACCACCUCGAACGUCACCACAGGCGCCAAUAGCACGGAUCCAGGCACCGUCUGGACCACACUCAAUUUUGAAGAUGGAACAUACGAUGUUGCCGUUAACUACUAUGAUGUGAUGCGUGGCCAGGCAGACUACGUCCUGACCAUCGACAACAAAGUGAUAGGGCGGUGGAAGGGCGACAAUGAGAAUAGCUUGGGCAACGAUGGAAGCUUGAACCUCGACGGACACUCGGCCACCCGGAUCCGCUUUGAGAAUAUAGAGAUCAAGAAGGGCAAUGUACUAAGGAUUGUAGGCACGCCUGAUGGCGUCGAGGGCGCUCCUCUUGACUAUGUCGCCAUUCUUCCGGAUGGGAUUGUCGACUGA